AUGGCGUCUACCAGCGGCUUAACUCGCCGGCGAGGAGCUGGCCGAGGGGACGGUGGUAUUGAGAGUGGCAGAGUGGCCUCCCCGUCGUCGCUAAACGGAGCGUCUCAGGAUGGCCGUGGAGAGUCCUCGUUCACCGGUGAAAAUGGGCACAAGAUCGCAUUCGAUCCGAGAGAUAUCAGCGAGAAUGAGGAGCGGAGCAAGCAGCCUAAGCUUACACUUAUGGAAGAGGUGCUGCUCCUGGGUUUAAAGGAUAAGCAGGGGUACCUAUCGUUUUGGAAUGAGAAUAUUUCAUAUGCAUUACGCGGCUGUAUUGUGAUUGAACUGGCGUUCCGAGGUCGAAUCAGCAUGCAGAAAGAUUCGUCGAGGCGACGGUUCCCACUUGCGGACCGAAUAAUUGAGGUUAUCGAUGAUACAUUGACAGGAGAAGUCUUGCUGGACGAGGCAUUGAAGAUGAUGAAAGCUAGCGAGAAGAUGAGCGUGAGCUCAUGGAUCGAUCUUAUGAGCGGCGAGACUUGGAAUCUGAUGAAGAUUGGCUACCAGCUGAAGCAGGUGCGAGAACGGCUUGCAAAAGGACUAGUUGACAAAGGCGUCCUCCGAACUGAAAAGCGGAACUUCCUCCUUUUCGACAUGGCCACACACCCAGUCGCAGAUGGCGGCGCAAAGGAAGAAUUACAUAAAAGAGUGCGCAACAUCUGCAGCAGCCGUACUGUUAUGUUACCUCCAAACCCAUUCCUCCCUGAAGAUAUUGAAUUCAGGUAUCUACGGACCAUUGCAUUGGUGUGCGCCGCGUAUGCAGCAAACGUGCUGGAAAAUGCCCUCGUAACUAUGGGCCAUGAAGCUAGGGAACGAGCAUUUGCACAGGUAGAUGAGCUGCUAGCAGAGUAUUCACAGUGGCCAUUUGUGUCAAAUAAGGGCGCUGGCGCACAUGUUAUCGGAGCGAAUCUACCGCAGGCUGUGAGCGAAGAGGUUGAAAAGGCCAAGGAUAAGGAGCUCCAGCUUGAGGUCGUGGCCGCUUGUUUGGGUGUAUUUACUCGCCUUGACUCCUUACUCUAA
Messenger RNA from Microsporum canis CBS 113480, 1053 nucleotides. RefSeq names its product vacuolar protein sorting-associated protein 74. The record is from RefSeq and is a predicted model, not a curated record. Gene Ontology annotation, biological process: Golgi to plasma membrane protein transport; Golgi organization; retrograde vesicle-mediated transport, Golgi to endoplasmic reticulum. NCBI's taxonomy places the organism in Eukaryota, Fungi, Ascomycota, Eurotiomycetes, Onygenales, Arthrodermataceae. Gene Ontology annotation, molecular function: phosphatidylinositol-4-phosphate binding. The transcript has 4 exons. Gene Ontology annotation, cellular component: trans-Golgi network; Golgi cisterna; cytosol. Bases 1 to 1053 code for a protein of 350 amino acids.